CCUCCCACCCUACGGACGCGCCUCCCCCCUAAAAAUAGGCAGAUCUCGCGCCGGGGGGCGACGCGCCGGCCUCCUCCUCUCCUCCGUUCGUCGAGCCCGGCUCCCCUCUUCGCCGCCGGCCAAUCCAAUCAGCAUCCUCAUUCGUCCCCUUCUCCGUGGUUAAUUCGAUCUGCGCUGCGGUUCCGCUUUUGUUUGAUUGCGAUCUCUCCCCGUCCCCGUGGCGUCGUUUUCGUCUUACCCCCGCCCACCCGCCCACCCGCGCGGUUGAUUCCUUUGUUGUUUGUUCCCAUCUGAGAACGGACGAGCUUGCGUCCGUCGGCGGGAGGUGGGUGGAUAGAUAGAUACAGAGGCGGCCGAGGAUCGCCAUUACGGUCCAAGCCGAUCGGGCGUCACGCCACGCGCCCGGCUUUAAAUCCUGCCCCCAUCCAUCUAUCCCAUGGGCGGACACAGGAUCGAUCCGGGCCACCUCCUCCUCUCCGCGCUCCGGGCGUAGACGCAUUCUUCGCUGCGAUCUAGCGGAAAGGGGGGAGAUUUCGACCGAUCGAUCCGUCGGCCGGGAAGAUGAACUCCCUCACGGCCACCGGCAGCAGCAGCGGCGGCGCGGAGAUGAGGGCGGCCGACGGCGAGGGGUACCUGCGGGCCGACGGCUUCGACCUCGUCAACCUCGACAUGCAGCUGGAGAAGACGCGCUCCAGGGUCUGGCUGGAUCAGCAGCGGGGCGCGUCCCCCGCGCAGCCCGGGGAGCUCCUCGAGUGGGAGAUCGACCUCGCCAAGCUCGACAUCCAGAACCAGGUCGCCAGCGGCACCUUCGGCGUCGUCUACCGCGGCACCUACGACGGCAACGACGUCGCAGUGAAGGUGCUGGACUGGGGGCAGGAAGGUCAGGAGAGCUCAUCGAAGCACCGGGAGGCCUUUGAGAAGGAGGUGGCCGUGUGGCAGAAGCUCGAUCACCCCAAUGUCACAAAGUUCGUGGGGGCGUCAAUGGGGACGUCCCAGCUGAAGAUCCCGGCGAGUAAGAAGGGCGGCAGCAGCCACGGGCCAGGCCAGCGCUGUGUGGUGGUGGUGGAGUACCAGCACGGCGGCACCCUGAAGACGCUGCUGUUCCAGCACCGGGACAAGAAGCUGCCUUACAAGAAGGUGGUCCAGCUGGCGCUGGACAUGGCGAGAGGGCUGAGCUACCUGCACGCGCAGAAGAUCGUGCACCGGGACGUGAAGGCGGAGAACAUGCUGCUGGACAGGAAGAAGUCGGUGAAGAUCGCCGACUUUGGGGUGGCCCGUGUGGAGGCGCAGGACGACGACAACAUGACGGGGCAGACGGGCACGCUGGGGUACAUGGCCCCCGAGGUGCUGGAGGGGCGGCCGUACGACCACAAGUGCGACGUGUACAGCUUCGGCGUCCUGCUGUGGGAGACGUACUGCUGCGCCUUGGCGUACCCGAACUACAGCAUCGCGGACAUCUCGUACCACGUGGUGAAGCUGGGCAUCCGGCCCGACAUACCGCGGUGCUGCCCCAAGCCGCUGUCGGAGAUCAUGACGCGGUGCUGGGACGGCAACCCGGACCACCGGCCGGAGAUGGCCGAGGUGGUGGCGAUGCUGGAGAGGAUCGACACCACCAAGGGCAAGAGCAUGACACCCGCCGUCCCCGACCACACCUCGCAGGGCUGCAGCUGCUUCGGCUUCUCCAAGUAGUACUCGUUGUGGUGUGAUGCGGGUCGGCCUGCUGCUAUUUUUUGUUUCCCUUUCGGUGGUGCGGUUGUGCGGAUGGGUGAACGCUUUGGUUGGUCGUCGCGGCGUCUCUCGUGGAAGAAGAAAUGUGUAGGUUGCCUACUGCCGCUACUCGCUUGUGGUUGUGGGUGAGAUGAUGGUUUAUUUUGCUUUGCAUAAA
This is a messenger RNA of Aegilops tauschii subsp. strangulata, 1885 nucleotides long. RefSeq names its product serine/threonine-protein kinase 52. Gene Ontology annotation, biological process: protein phosphorylation. Gene Ontology annotation, cellular component: plasma membrane. NCBI's taxonomy places the organism in Eukaryota, Viridiplantae, Streptophyta, Magnoliopsida, Poales, Poaceae. The record is from RefSeq and is a predicted model, not a curated record. Gene Ontology annotation, molecular function: ATP binding; protein serine/threonine kinase activity.